Messenger RNA from Phodopus roborovskii (desert hamster), 830 nucleotides. RefSeq names its product synaptonemal complex central element protein 2 (gene Syce2). The coding region runs from base 76 to 588 and encodes 170 amino acids. Gene Ontology annotation, biological process: synaptonemal complex assembly. The record is from RefSeq and is a predicted model, not a curated record. Gene Ontology annotation, cellular component: central element. Lineage: Eukaryota; Metazoa; Chordata; Mammalia; Rodentia; Cricetidae. The transcript is spliced from 5 exons.
UGCGCAGAGGGCGGGGCGUGCGCAGAGGGCGGGGCGUGCGCAGAGGGCGGCAGCGCCGAGGCGGGAAAGGACGAAAUGGAGCGCCAGGGAGUGGACGUGCUUCCCGUGGAGUUAAGGGACCAGGAAGCCCAGGAGAUUGUUGAGAGCGGGGAGCAUCAGAAUGAGAACCUCGAGGAAGAGGCCAGCGCGGCGGCAGCGAGUGCCAACUACCAGCUGGCAGGACCCUUCUCCUCUCUGGACUCUAGCAUUGAAAUCCUGAAGAAGAAAGCUCAGGAGCUGAUUGAAAACAUCAAUGAGAGCAGACAGAAGGACCAUGCACUUAUGACCAACUUCAGGGACAGCCUCAAGAUGAAGGUCUCAGAUCUGACAGAGAAAUUGGAAGAGAGGAUGUACCAGGUGUACAGCCACCAUAGCAAGAUCAUUCAGGAGAGACUCCAAGAAUUCACUCAGAAGAUGGCAAAGAUCAGCCUUCUGGAAAUGGAGCUCAAGCAAGUUUGCCAUACUGUGGAAACUGUAUACAAAGACCUAUGUGUCCAGUCUGAGGUUCCUACUUCAGAAGAACAGAGUUACAAAGAUGGUGAAUGCUGACUGCUACUAAGGAGCUCCCAUCUUAACGACAGUCACCAAGAGAAGGCAGAGUCCACUGAGCCAUGCUGAGAUUGGUUUGUUUUUUGUUUUGUUUUGUUUUACAGUUCUGUAACCCAACACAAAAGCCACCAAAGACUUUUGUGCUAACUACCAAACUGUGGCAAGGUUAGUCCCUGCUAUAGGCCUAGCUUUAGCAAAUUCACCCAACUCACACCUACAGUUGAUUAAAUGUUUGAUUUCUA